AUGCAGAUCCCAAAGCCCCUGAUACUUUUCAUUGACGCUUAUGAUAGCUUCUCCAACAAUAUCAUCUCCCUCCUCGAGACGACCCUCAAUGCUUCCGUCCGGACUAUUAAGAUUGAUAAUCCCGUCUUUGCCACCGAUGAGGAUCUGCUUAAGGAACUAAACCACUAUGCUGCUGUGGUAUGCGGCCCUGGGCCGGGGCAUCCAGCCAAAGAGAAAGAUGUCGGAGUCAUUCGGAGAAUAUGGAGGUUAAAUGAGGCUGGAACUAUCCCAGUCCUAGGGAUAUGCUUGGGGUUCCAGAGCUUGUGUUUGGAGUUUGGUGGGGAUAUCAAGAGACUCAAGGGUCCGCAGCAUGGGAUGAUAAGGAGGGUCAGCCAUGUUGGAGACUGUGGAGCGAAGGACAAGGACUCGAUAUUUGCCGGCGUGGGAACAAUCCAAGCCACACUCUACCAGAGUUUGUGUGCAGACAUUGGGCAAGCCUCGAUUGCGAAUGGCAAUUGGGACACCCAAAAGUGGAUUCCCCUAGAGAAAUGUCCAGAGCUGGUUCCUUUGGCCUGGGUUGAGAGUGAUCUUUCUGAGCGAAGCAACUCUGGAGUCGAGGAUGACAGGGUGUUGGUCGCUGUACGACACUGCACUAAGCCAUUUUGGGGGCUACAGUAUCACCCGGAGUCGAUAUGUACCAAUCAGCAGAGUAUCAGGGUUAUUGGGAAUUGGUUCAAGCAGGUGAAUUUGUGGAAUAAAAAACAUCGUUGGAACCGGAAUGCAGUGGAGAGCCCUAUCCAAGGGGAUUCUGCAACCCUGGAAAGUCUGUUGAGCCGAACCGAACAUCUUCGCCCGAUGUUGAAUGGCUCGGCAAGUUUCCCUUCUGCUGAGCACCCCUCCAUGCAGCACCGGAGCAAUGCAUUGGGUCAGAGUCGUGACAACCUGAUUUACUAUUCCCGCACUGUCGAUAAGGUUGGGCACAUCUCCGUUGCAGAUGUCGUCGAAGCCGUCCAGAAUAUGCGGCAAGAUCAGAUUAUUCUGGAAUCGUCAAAUACGUACGAAACAUCUGUGGGUUCGGCAGAUGUACGAGGCCGGUAUAGCAUCAUUGCUUUGGAUGUCGAUGAUAGCCUGAGAUUUGAAUACAGCAUUAACAGCAAUAAAUUAUCGGCUAUAUAUCCAAGUGGAAGCUCCUCGGGACAGGCCGUUGAAUUGGAUACAAAUUUACCCCAAUUUGGAGGAAUCUGGCCAUUCCUUGCACAAUAUUUAGAGAAGAGACAAGUGAGUGAUGGCAAUAAGGAAUCUCCAUUCUGGGGAGGAUUUAUGGGCUACACGACAUAUGAGCUUGGCUUGGAAGGUAUUGCUGUUACGCCUAAAGGGCAUGGAAGGCAACACGCCCGCCCUGAUUUAUCACUUGCCUGGGUUAGCCGAAGUCUCGUUGUUGACCAUGUAAAGGGCUCCAUUUAUAUCCAGGAAUUGGCUACAAAGGCAGCUGAGCCGCACGUCACAGAACGGAUGGACCAGGUGGCUUCCAAGCUGGAAAAUCUUGUCGCGGGGUCAUUUCAGAACGGGGCUUCUUCAACACCGAGCCUAGUCCAUGGAGUCCUUAAAGAUAUUCCUCCAUCCAUCAGCCUACCCAACAAUGAAGAAUAUGAGUCUAAAGUCCGCCGAUGCCAGGAGUACAUCCGAAGCGGCGACUCCUACGAACUUUGUCUGACAGACCAAACCACAGUAACUCGCCAACGCCAAGUUCAAUCCCCUAUCAGCUCAGACAAACACUCACCAACCACUUCGGAGCCCUCCUGGAACCUGUACAAAACCUUACGCAAUCGUCAACCCGCCCCCUUUGCUUCAUUCAUCCGCCUCGGUUCAGCAACGUUGGUCUCCAGCUCGCCAGAGCGCUUUCUAAAAUGGGACGCACAAGGCAAAUGCGAGCUUCGACCCAUGAAAGGCACAGUUCGAAAAUCCCCAACCGUUAACACCCUCGCUCUUGCCACUGAGCUUCUAGAUGUACCCAAAGAAAAAGCAGAAAAUCUCAUGAUUGUUGAUCUAGUCCGGCACGAUUUACACGGCGUAUGUGGGAGUGGGAAUGUAGCCGUGCCGCGGCUGAUGGUGGUCGAGGAAUACAAGAGUGUCUUUCAGAUGAUAUCCGUGGUCGAGGGCCAGAUUCCUCCUCCACUCGGCGCUGAGAUCAAGAACCACAUGUCUGAUGAGCAAAUCGAGACAGCGAGGAAGACUAGAUAUACGGGUAUGGAUGUGCUGGCUGCGAGUCUACCGCCGGGCAGUAUGACGGGAGCGCCAAAGAAGCGUAGUUGCCAGAUUUUGCAGGAGCUCGAGGACGGCCGGGAGAGGAGUCUGUAUUCAGGGGUCGUCGGGUACAUGGAUGUUGGAGGGAGAGGCGACUGGAGCGUUACAAUUCGCAGCAUGUUCCGGUGGGAUGACGAAGAUACUACUUCCUCGACGGAUGAGAAGACAAUGGAGACCUGGCAUAUUGGUGCUGGGGGCGCGGUGACGGCGCUAAGCACGCCAGAGAAUGAGAGAGACGAGAUGCAGACUAAGUUGAACGGCACCCUUGGAAUUUUUAGAUGA
Venustampulla echinocandica is the source of this 2565-nucleotide messenger RNA. Its product is annotated as ADC synthase. Gene Ontology annotation, biological process: L-tryptophan biosynthetic process. The record is from RefSeq and is a predicted model, not a curated record. Bases 1 to 2565 code for a protein of 854 amino acids. The transcript has a single exon. NCBI's taxonomy places the organism in Eukaryota, Fungi, Ascomycota, Leotiomycetes, Helotiales, Pleuroascaceae.